GUACAAAUCAGGUCUCAACCCUCGCCCUCAAGUUCCUGUCUCUUCGCCUUCAUCGCUCGCCAAUCCUGCUUCGUUGACCUGCAAAUCUCUCUUCACCGAAGCAAAAUCAUGUGGUCCUAACUUUGAGAUCGGUGAAACUCAAGCUUCGUUUUGGCCACUGCAAGAUCUAGUUGAAUCUCGACCUCACACCUGUGAUUCGGAGCUCCACUCACUGAAAUCCUCUUCAGAUCUGGGGGGUUUGAUUGUGGAUUUCGGUUUUGUUCAUCGGAAAUGUCGAUUUUACCGAAAGGGGAUUCGGUUCAAAUCAGGGAGGUUUGGAACGAUAAUCUAGAAGAGGAGUUUGCGUUGAUCCGUGAAAUCGUUGACGAAUUUAACUAUGUAGCCAUGGACACUGAGUUCCCAGGGGUGGUUCUUCGCCCUGUGGGUAACUUCAAAAACAUCAAUGACUAUAACUAUCAAACUUUGAAGGACAACGUUGACAUGUUGAAGCUGAUCCAAUUGGGUCUCACCUUCUGUGAUGAGCACGGAAAUCUCCCUACUUGUGGCACUGAAAAUUUCUGCAUCUGGCAAUUCAACUUCCGGGAGUUCAACAUCAGCGAAGACAUCUUCGCGAGCGAUUCUAUCGAGUUAUUGCGCCAAUGCGGAAUUGACUUCAAGAAGAACAGCGAGAAGGGGAUUGAUGUGAACCGAUUUGGGGAGCUUCUCAUGUCAUCUGGGAUUGUGUUGAACGAUGGUAUACAUUGGGUAACAUUUCACAGUGGUUAUGAUUUUGGUUACCUCCUUAAGCUGUUGACAUGCCGAACCUUGCCCGAUACUCAAGCUGGGUUCUUUGAUUUGAUCAAGAUGUAUUUCCCAAUGGUGUAUGAUAUCAAGCAUUUGAUGAAGUUCUGCAACAACCUCCAUGGUGGGUUGAACAAGCUUGCGGAAUUGUUGGAAGUGGAGAGGAUUGGUGUGUGCCAUCAGGCUGGAUCUGAUAGUUUACUCACUUCUUGUACAUUUAGAAAGUUGAGGGACGCAUUCUUCAACGGCUCUACUGAGAAAUAUGCUGGUGUUUUGUAUGGUUUAGGUGUUGAGAAUGGACAGACUAAUUGAAAGAUAAAAGUAUAAUUUGUUGUAGAGUAAGUCUAAGUGUGAGUUUUUUUUCUUUUUCUUUUUUUACUCGUGUACACUUCUGCCAAAAAAUGGUUGUUGUUGUUUACUUGUAACAUUUCAUCCUUGCAUGAACUGUAACUGAAACCUUAGCUGGUUUUGUUAGCUUUGAGUUCUUUGUAAAUCACUUCAGUUUAGUGCUUCAAUAAUAAUUUAUGAUGAUUCCUUUAGUUUGUG
Gastrolobium bilobum is the source of this 1326-nucleotide messenger RNA. Its product is annotated as probable CCR4-associated factor 1 homolog 7. Gene Ontology annotation, molecular function: nucleic acid binding; poly(A)-specific ribonuclease activity. The coding region runs from base 271 to 1092 and encodes 273 amino acids. The record is from RefSeq and is a predicted model, not a curated record. Gene Ontology annotation, cellular component: CCR4-NOT core complex; P-body; CCR4-NOT complex. Lineage: Eukaryota; Viridiplantae; Streptophyta; Magnoliopsida; Fabales; Fabaceae. The transcript has 3 exons.